This is a messenger RNA of Hevea brasiliensis (rubber tree), 890 nucleotides long. Its product is annotated as ethylene-responsive transcription factor WIN1. The transcript has 2 exons. NCBI's taxonomy places the organism in Eukaryota, Viridiplantae, Streptophyta, Magnoliopsida, Malpighiales, Euphorbiaceae. Gene Ontology annotation, biological process: regulation of DNA-templated transcription. Gene Ontology annotation, molecular function: DNA binding; DNA-binding transcription factor activity. The record is from RefSeq and is a predicted model, not a curated record. The coding region runs from base 105 to 686 and encodes 193 amino acids.
GUGUAUUUAUGUAUAUAACAUGAGCAGUCUCCCUGUAGUUUUUAGUUAUGCAUUAAACUUUUCUCUGUGCUCAAGGGAAAGAUACAGUAGUCAGUUUCAACAAUAUGGUACAAUCUAAGAAGUUCAGAGGUGUCAGGCAGCGCCACUGGGGCUCAUGGGUGUCUGAGAUUCGUCACCCUUUACUGAAAAGAAGGGUGUGGCUGGGAACUUUUGAGACGGCUGAAGAGGCAGCGAGAGCAUAUGAUGAAGCAGCAGUUUUAAUAUGUGGCCGGAAUGCCAAAACGAACUUCCCUGUCACUGAUCAACAAGGCAGUGACAAGUGUUCCUUGUCAUCAUCUCCUGCUCCUUCCACUACUACUACUGCAAGUACUCCACUGUCUUCCCUGCUUAGUGCUAAACUUCGCAAGCCUUGCAAAUCUCUGUCUCCCUCUCUUACUUGCCUAAGGCUUGACAAUGAGAAUUGCCAUAUUGGAGUAUGGCAAAAGCGUGCUGGGCCACGUUCAGAUUCGAAUUGGGUUAUGAUUGUUGAGCUUGGAAAAAAGGAAGGUCAAGCACAGGAGACUAAAUUGCCUGGCUCGGAGACACCGGAGAUAAUGGUAGGGAAAGAAGGUGGCGGUGGCGGUGGUUUAGAUGAGGAACAGAGGGUUGCAUUGCAGAUGAUAGAGGAACUGCUCAAUAGUAACUGAACUCGACGAGCAUUUGAUGAACUCUUCAUAGGGCUUCAACGACAUUGAAGCUGGUUAUAAAGCUAGCUAGCUAGGCUAGUAAUAUUCCAAGUGAAAAUUCUGUUCCAUUGCAUUAUGUUUGUUUAAUUUAUCCAAAUUAAGUUGGAAUGAGUUGCUUCAAGUUCACAAUUAAGAAGGGGAUAGUAAUAUUGUCUACUUUAUAUA